CUGGACAAACCUCAUGACCAGGAAGCAAGUUGAAGCGGAAAGAGUUUUUUCAGCUCACACUUCCUCAUUGGUGUUCAUCACCAAAGGAAGACAGGACCAGCACUCAAGCAGAUCAGGAAGCAGUGAAAGACCCCUGGAGCUGGGAGACUCUCACUCAAGUCUCGGGAUGACACGACCCCCCAAGAACUCACGCUUCAUCUCCCGCUGCACUGCUGCUGCGGGCCAAUCAUAGGCUUCAUCUCUUAGUCACUGCUGCUGUGGGCCAAUCAUAAGCUUCGUCUCUCCUGGGCACUGCUGCUGCAGCUGGAGCGCGGAAUGUUAUCUCCUCCACACUCUGGGACGCUGGAGAAGCUCUUCCAGUACAUAGACCUCCACCAGGAUGAGUUUGUGCAGACCCUGAAGGAAUGGGUGGCCAUUGAGAGUGAUUCUGUGCAGCCCAUGCCUCGUCUCAGACAGGAGCUCUUCCGGAUGAUGGCCUUAGCCGCAGACAAACUCCGGAACCUGGGAGCUAGGGUGGAUUCUGUAGACCUGGGUUCUCAGCAGAUGCCUGACGGUCAGAGUCUUCCCACGCCUCCUAUCAUAUUGGCUGAACUUGGAAAUGAUCCCAAGAAGCCCUCCGUAUGUUUCUAUGGGCACCUGGAUGUGCAGCCAGCUCAGAAGGAGGAUGGGUGGCUCACGGACCCCUACACACUGACAGAGGUGGAUGGGAAACUGUAUGGACGGGGAGCGACAGACAACAAAGGCCCUGUCUUGGCUUGGAUUAAUGCCGUGAGCACCUUCAGAGCUCUGCAGCAGGAUCUUCCCGUGAACGUCAAGUUCAUCCUGGAAGGGAUGGAGGAAGCUGGUUCUGUCGCCCUGGAGGAACUCGUCAAAAGAGAAAAAGACAACUUCUUCUCUGGUGUGGACUACAUUGUGAUUUCAGACAACCUGUGGCUCAGCCAGAAGAAGCCUGCACUCACUUGUGGAACCCGGGGGAACUGCUACUUCACGGUGGAGGUAAAGUGUAGAGAUCAAGAUUUCCAUUCCGGAACCUUUGGUGGCAUCCUCAACGAACCAAUGGCUGACCUGGUUGCUCUUCUAGGUAGCCUGGUAGAUUCAUCAGGCCACAUCCUAGUUCCUGGAAUCUAUGAUCAAAUGGCCCCUAUUACAGAGGAGGAAAAGACAAUGUAUGAAAACAUUGAUCUGGACCUAGAAGAAUACCAGAAGAGCAGCCGGGUUGAAAGAUUUCUGUUUGAUACCAAGGAGGAGCUCCUCACGCAUCUGUGGAGAUACCCGUCUCUCUCCAUCCAUGGCAUCGAGGGUGCAUUUGAUGAGCCCGGAACUAAAACAGUCAUUCCCGGCCGCGUCCUAGGAAAAUUUUCAAUCCGUCUAGUCCCACACAUGACUCCGUCUGUGGUAGAGACACAGGUGACGCAGCAUCUGGAAGCGGUGUUCUCAAAAAGGAAUAGUUUCAACAAGAUGGCUGUUUCUAUGGUACUAGGACUCCAGCCGUGGACUGCAAACAUCAAUGGCACUCAGUACCUCGCAGCACGAAGAGCCAUCCAAACAGUGUUUGGAGUCGAUCCUGACAUGAUCCAGGAUGGGUCAACCAUUCCAAUUGCUAAAAUAUUCCAGGAUAUCACCCAAAAGAGUGUGAUGAUGCUCCCGCUGGGGGCUGUGGACGAUGGAGAGCACUCCCAGAAUGAGAAGAUCAACAGGAGUAUUCAUAGGUCCUACCUAGCUCUGGGGAGCUGCACGGCUCUUGUGUGGUUCAUCACUGCUACUCUGAUUUAAGAUAGAAAUAAUCUUGCCUAAGUCGAGGAAACAAUCAUCCAACAGAGGCCAACAGAGGAGCCUGUGUAGGAAGAUCCUGACACAUGAGUGCCACAACGGAAUGCCAACAUUUCAACAGUGGCAGAUUUCACAACCAACCAACCAAUCAACCAGCCAACCAACCAAUCAGAGUCCUGUUGAGUAAUCAUCUGAUUGGGUAAGCCCGCUGUGCCAUCCAUGAGGGCAACAAGCUGAACUGAGUCUGCACCCUUGUAAACGCCACACACAGUAUCUGAUCUGGAAUCAGAGUCUGCUGGAUUUCUUUGUAGGGAAAUAAGAAGGACUCACACAGUGAAAUCUGUGUUAUGGGUAGUUUCACCUACAAGCAAAGUCCUGAACAAACCCCAUUGUCUGAUAGAGCUGAAGGACUAUUGAGUGCCCUUUUAGUAAACAGGAUACCACACCACUUUAGGUGUCUAGUAGUAAAAGAAUUCAAUGUGAAAUAUUUAUCUUAAAGACUUAUUUUUAUUUAUGUCUGCGUGUGUCUUGCUUGUUCAUGAACACAUGUGCUGGUGCCAGUGUAAGCCAGAAGAGGAAACCAGAUCCCUUGGAGCUGUAAGUGCAAGUGACAGAGUUGCUUUUGGGUACUGGGGACCCAGCUGUCCUUUGCCAGAGUAGCAACUACCUUUAACCACCGAACCACAUCUUCAGAUCCAAAUGUUAAAUAACUUUAAAUAAAUUUAAGUUUGACUACAUUGAAUGUGAGUGGCUAAUGAAUUAAGUUAUGUUUUGGACCUUGAAUGUGUGAAACAAUGUAGAAUUCUUGCCUCCAUGUUAAUAUGCCCAUGGUUAAAUAUAACAUAACUUGUUGGUUUUUUUUUUUCAUUUUAUUUUUUAUGUGCAUUGGUAUUUUGCCAGCAUGAAUGUCUGUGUGAAGGUGUCAGAUCCCCUGCAACUGGAGUUACAAACAAUUGUGAGCUGCCAUGUGGGUGCUGGGAAUGGAACUCAGGUCCUUUGGAAGAGCGGUCCAUGCUCUUAAACGCUGAGCCAUCUCCCCAGCCCUAAUUUGUUAUAAUGCCAUGAGCUAAAGGCUUCUACUUAUUUGUCUUGCCCUUUUUGCAAAUUCACAUCGAAUAUUGUAGAUUCUCUAGCAAAGAGGGCAGGGGACGCUCUUCUCUGCAACGAUGCAGACAGCCUCAUCUGAAACAGAGACCCUGGGUGGCAAAGUCUGGGCUUUCUACUUUGCUCAGCUCCAAAAUCUUGGCUGAUGAGUAAAGUACGAGGACAGGAACACAGAGGUUUUGUUUCCUAUGGUGAUGAAACGAUGUGGUUUAUAAGGAAAGUGACGGUAGAUGUAAUGACUGUAAUUUCUUAGCAGUUAUGGUAAGUAAAUAAAUGUUCCCGAACUAUUUUAGUUUGGGUAGAAGUGAAGAGAAGAAAAAAAAUGUCAUUAUGUCGACAAAUCUUAUUUUAAAACACUAUUCUACUGUAAUUCCUUAUUCUAGAUGAGAAAAAAUAUGUCAGAGAAAUUAUGCCUUUCGGUAGAGUGGAAAAUAUAAAGUUUUAAAUUAUAUCACCUCCCACAUUGAAAUUCACCAAAACACAUCCAGAAAGAGCUAAGAUUUAAAAUUCUAGAGUGGGUGUUUAACAUACAUAUUUGCACUGUUAUCAUAAGUAAGCAUUUGGACGUAAUAAAAAAAAUGUGAUGGGGAAUGUGAACAUUAGACGACACUGUAAAAUUAGUCACCAGGAAUGACCAACCUCCCUCUCAAACUGUGAAUUAUUAUUAUCAAACGAAUGGAGCUAUUUAAGUCUAUCUACACCCCCACUUUCAGAAACGGAAAGCAGAGAUCUGGGAUACUUCAGCAGGUAAAAAUAGGGGUGAAGAGUUCUGGAAAGUAGACGCACAGAGGGAAAUACUAGAUUCUGCAUUCUACGCCUAAGUAAUGGGAUGAGGCAGGUUCAAUCCUUCCAGCUACGGAAGGAGGAAAUAAAUGGGAUUUAAUUGCUUGCUCACUGUGACAAAAGAAAGGAGGCACGGUAGUAAAGUACUGUGAAGGUUUGCAUAUGCUUGGCCCAGGGAGUGGCACUAUUGGAAGCUGUGGCCUUGUUGGAGGAAGUGUGUCACUGUGGGGGUGGGCUUAGAGACCCUCCUCCUGGCUGCCUGGGGAUGCUCAGUCUGUCCCUGGCUUCCUUCGGGUGGAGAUGUAGAACUCAGCUCCUCCUGCGCCUUGCCUGCCUUGAUGAUAAUGGACUGAACCUCUGAACCUGUAAGCCAGCCCCAAUUAAAUGUUGUCCUUUAUAAAA
Rattus norvegicus (Norway rat) is the source of this 4059-nucleotide messenger RNA. The record is from RefSeq and is a predicted model, not a curated record. Lineage: Eukaryota; Metazoa; Chordata; Mammalia; Rodentia; Muridae.